CAUUUACCCUCUAUUCUUGAUUCAACAAAUCUUAACCCCACCACAAAAUUUUGUUUUUCUUGUUUAAAAGCAAAGUGUUUCAGUGUACUUAUUUGGCGUACUCGAAAAAUGGCGAAAAAAACGUACGAUUUAUUAUUCAAGUUGUUACUUAUCGGUGACUCUGGUGUCGGCAAAACUUGUAUAUUAUUUAGGUUUUCAGACGAUGCUUUUUCCACUACAUUUAUUUCAACAAUAGGUAUUGAUUUUAAAAUCAAGACAGUUGAAUUGAGAGGAAAAAAAAUCAAAUUGCAGAUAUGGGAUACCGCUGGACAAGAAAGGUUUCACACUAUCACUACUUCCUAUUAUCGAGGUGCUAUGGGUAUUAUGUUAGUUUAUGAUAUAACAAAUGAGAAGACCUUCGAAAACAUUGUCAAAUGGCUAAGAAACAUAGACGAGCAUGCAAAUGAGGACGUUGAGAAAAUGAUAUUAGGAAACAAAUGUGAUAUGGAGGAGAAGAGGGUUGUGAGCACGGAAAGGGGAGAGGCUAUAGCGAGAGAGCACGGAAUUAGAUUUAUGGAGACAUCGGCGAAAGCUAAUAUUAAUAUAGACCGAGCGUUUAGUGAAUUAGCGGAGGCAAUCUUGGAGAAAACUCAUGGCAAAGAACCACAAGAUGCCCCAGAUCGAGUGACGGUCGAUCGACGAGUAGAAAGAAGUUCCAAUCGGUGCUGCUAAUUUUACGAAAAAAAAAAAAAAAAUUUUCUGUGGACGCAUAAUAAGCAAUUUUUUGUCUAUGUCCAUGAGGCUGUAUUCGUGGAUAGCAUUAGCUUUAUCGUGUUACCUCGUAAUGCUUUUUGUAAUAUCAGUGACGGAAUCAUAUAUAUAGAAAUGAAAAGCACUGCCUAAGAAAAAAAACAAAAAAAUAAACCCUUUUUUUUGUUCUCGCGAUUUUAGAUAUUCUCUCGGCAUUUCUAAUUGUAGAAGAAAAUAAACAAUUAUUUAAAAAUCAUUAAAUAGAAGAGAAAAAAAAACUCAUCAUUUUCCGAUGAGAAAAAAAAAAAUUUUGUACGCGAUUUUAUAAAAUUUUCACUGAUAAUAAUCUAUUUUAUACGAGUACAACAAUUUUGCACACGAAGACUGUCUUUUUUUUUGUUCUUCUGACAAGUAUUUCGAUGAAAAAAAUAAUAAUUCACACGCGACAAUUUAUCGUACAGUAGAGCUCGUAAUACUUUCAGUUUGUUAGCUUAUAAAAUAUAUAUAAAUUUUUCUUUCUUCGCUAAUAAUCGUGAGGGUAUAUUUGACACGUGUGAUGAGCACCUAAAAUAUUGUUAUUUAAAUUUUCUUUUUUCCCGAAAUUUAUCAUUUUUACACUUAUGACAACAAGGCCAUACAUUCUACUUAAUAACGAGUUUACAAUUUAUUAUUUAUUCGAAUAUUUUGAGAAACAACUUAUUUUCAAUAAUCUCAUUAUUGAAAAUAAUUUUUUUUUGAAUAUUUUAAGAAAAGAACAAUAAUAAUAUAAUAAUUUCUUAUUUUUUAAUUAGUAAAAAAAAGGUAAAUUUAGGGAAUUUCUCUUGUGUAUUGUGUGUGUAUGUAAAAUUGCAACCGUGAAGCAAUAUCUUGAGAGUCGAAUUAUCAAAAAUAGAAAUAAGUGCCGUUCUUUUUAUAUUUUCUAAUAAUGGACGCAAUGAGGAAGAAACCUACAUCACUCAUGUAAGAAAUAGGGAAGUGUGUAAUUAUUAGAUAAACAAACAAAAAAGUAAUUAUCCGAUUUAUACAACCGUAUAUUGCUUCCUUCUUUCUACAAAUGUUGUGAUUAGUUAGAAGGAAUAUAUAUAUAAAUUAUUUACUUCGCUGCUGUUAUCAAUGUGUUGAAAUUAUCAUUUUAAGAAUUUAAGCUUUGAUACGAAUAUUAUAUUUAUAUUAAUUUCUAGAUAUGGAAUUUUCAGUUAAAGUUAACAAUGUAAUAAAAAGGUUCAUAAAAGAAA
Messenger RNA from Leptopilina heterotoma, 1964 nucleotides. RefSeq names its product ras-related protein Rab-10 (gene Rab10). Gene Ontology annotation, cellular component: Golgi apparatus; insulin-responsive compartment; recycling endosome. The record is from RefSeq and is a predicted model, not a curated record. Bases 109 to 711 code for a protein of 200 amino acids. NCBI's taxonomy places the organism in Eukaryota, Metazoa, Arthropoda, Insecta, Hymenoptera, Figitidae. Gene Ontology annotation, molecular function: GTPase activity; GTP binding. The transcript is spliced from 5 exons. Gene Ontology annotation, biological process: cellular response to insulin stimulus.